Messenger RNA from Drosophila obscura, 493 nucleotides. RefSeq names its product protein Diedel. NCBI's taxonomy places the organism in Eukaryota, Metazoa, Arthropoda, Insecta, Diptera, Drosophilidae. The record is from RefSeq and is a predicted model, not a curated record. The transcript has a single exon. The coding region runs from base 42 to 392 and encodes 116 amino acids.
AGCCACUUGUGUAUUUAGUCUUUAGCAAAAGAUCAGCAAAGAUGUUGAUCCUCACUUAUAUCCUGGCGAUUUGGCUUUUGUGUCUGCCGCUGAAGGCCAGCGCCGAGUGCUGCAGGCCCGUAUCCAUAAUCUUCCACCUGGCGAAAACCGAAUAUCCAAUUAAUUGUGCAAUGUUUGGAGGCACUGAGGACUUUAACUACACAUGCAAAGCGAGGAUAUGCGGUGACGGCAUGAAUGUGUGGGGCGCCUGGUGCGGCAUGGGCAAGUGCAAUCCGCGUGGCUGCAGCUGCCUAAUGGGCUGCAUAUCGGGCGAUCCAAUUAUGAACUUCCGCUUGAAGCAUGGCCUGGAAAACUUUGUCUAUGUGGGACCUCAAACUGAAACUUACGAUUAAUAAACAUGAUAUUAAUACCCUUUAUCGGCUUUACUCACAAAUGCUACCAGUUUGUGUGUAUCUCGAAGAGGAAAUCGAUUUGCAUUGUCAUAAUCCACACA